This is a messenger RNA of Colletes gigas, 2000 nucleotides long. RefSeq names its product zinc finger protein 555. Gene Ontology annotation, molecular function: DNA-binding transcription factor activity, RNA polymerase II-specific; RNA polymerase II transcription regulatory region sequence-specific DNA binding. Gene Ontology annotation, cellular component: nucleus. The transcript has 5 exons. Lineage: Eukaryota; Metazoa; Arthropoda; Insecta; Hymenoptera; Colletidae. Gene Ontology annotation, biological process: regulation of transcription by RNA polymerase II. The record is from RefSeq and is a predicted model, not a curated record. Bases 214 to 1755 code for a protein of 513 amino acids.
UAUAAAGCUCAAAUUACGCCAUCUUGUGUUUAAACUGUGCAAUAAUUAGAAGCUAGCCGUCCAGGAGAAGGGGAUGUGUUUGGCGUGCCGUAUUCCCCUCAAACGGAACGAAUUAAUGAACCUCUGUGUACAUAAUAUCAUUUUUAUAAUAUAAUUGUUGAUUUUUAUAAGAGACCGCAUUUGUUUGAAGGAAAUUUUUUUGUCAAUAUUAUAAUGUUAACCUGCGAAGCACACGAUUGUCUUUCGAGUCAGGAUACGAAAAUUGACGGAAAAGACAUAUCAUUUUUCCCUUUUCCCGACGACGUUCUUCAAAGGAAUCAGUGGUUAAAAAAUUGUCAGUUAGGUGACACUGCUAAAAGCGAUAAACCACUCUACCUUUGUGAACUACAUUUUGAAAAAAUGAGUUUUACAAGUUCAAAGGAGUUAAAACCUAAUGCUGUUCCAACUAUUUUUGAUAAAGUAGAAGAAGGACAGAGGAAACGUAAGGCUGAAAGCGUACCCGAAACUGGCUCCAAAAGGCCCCCGCUAAAACAGAAAAAAUGGAACGAAGAUACGCAUAGUUUAGUUACUCCACCUCAAAGCCCCUGUGCUCAAUUAAUAGGAAAUGUCGAAGAGAUGAAUGGAGAAGAUAAAAUGGAUGUAUCUUUUGGUCACGAUAUCUCAUUGAACGGAUCUACUCUUUUAAAGUCUGAACUAUGUCACGACGUGGAAAUAGGAAAGAAACAAUAUCGUUUGACGAUACAAAUAGAUAAAAUUUAUGGUAAGCCGUGUCCUAGGUCAAAGAAGCUCAUGAUAUUGGCACAGUUAAAGAAAGAAAGGUUACAACUUUCCAAUAAUGUAAUUAGUAUGGAUCAGAGAGAUCUAUCUUUACAGAAAGGUAAUAGAAAAGCAGUUUGCGUAAAGGGUGGAUGUAAGUUGAAAAAGUCUGUUUACGAAUCUCAGCCAGCUUUUCAGUGCGAACACUGUGAUAAGUAUUACGUAAUGAAGAAGUGUGAUAAUCAAACAGAGAAGAAUAAUAUUUGUGCUAUAUGUUACAAGACUUUUCCAUCUCCGCAAUCUCUGUACCUUCACACUAAAAGUCAUUUUAUGUGCGAUAUGUGCCAAACCGAAUGUAGCUCGCAAGUUACUUACGAGAAACACAUAAGAUUACACGUUAAUUCAGAUUCGUUGUAUCCGUAUAAGUGUCACCAGUGUACAGAAAUAUUUGAACUGAAAGAAGACGCGAGGCAACAUUAUUUAAUCGUUCAUCCUACGAUAAAAUUACAAAAUACAAUUUUACAAGUGACUGCUUCGCAUUUAACCCAACAAGUACCUCAACAACAAGAUUAUCGUUGCAUCAGUUGCAACAUAACGUUUAGGAACGAACAAGCUUAUAGGAACCAUAUAAGUUCUCAUAAAAAGAAGGAAGGCUUGAGGUGUAGUAUUAGCGAGACGAAUAAUAUAUUUCCAGUACCCAAUCCUCUAACCGGUAGUCAAAUAGGUAUACUUCGAGCUGUAAAAUUCACCUGCAGAGUGUGUUCGAUGGAAUUCGAUAACGUCGGCGAGGUCGACAAACACACGAGAACACAUUUAGAAGAAGAUAACGAAGAGGAACGCAAGUGCAAUAUUUGUAAAAAGCUAUUUAAAACGAGUGCACGGCUCAACGAACAUUUAAAGUUCCAUCUAUCGCGAACGCAUUCUUGUCCCGUAUGUUCCAAAGCUUUUAUUAAUAGAACUACCCUGAAAAUACAUUUAAAGACGCACGGUGAAGCAUAAAUCGUAGUAAUAAAUUUAUUGAAAAGUUUUAGCGCGAGUGUGAAAUUGUGUAUUCACUGGUUUCACUUCUAAAUGCGUCUACGGCGAUGUGUCGCAUCUGUCGCUACCCAUAGAUGGAAAAUUCUGUAUAAUGUGUACAAAAUUGUUUGUUAAUUUUAUUGGUAUUUGUAGCCAAUGGCAAAUGUACGAAAGAUUAUGUAUGUUAACGAAGAAUUAUUAAAUUCUUGAACAGUAAACCUUCAACG